Molecule: messenger RNA, 3971 nt
Organism: Motacilla alba alba
Lineage: Eukaryota; Metazoa; Chordata; Aves; Passeriformes; Motacillidae
Gene: PACC1
Product: proton activated chloride channel 1
Exons: 8
Coding region: 262-1221 (319 amino acids)
Cellular component (GO): cell surface
Source: RefSeq, a predicted model, not a curated record
CGGCCCAGCCCGGCCCAGCCCAGCCCGGCUCGGCCCGUGGCUGCCCCGCCCCGCGUGGUGCCGGCGGGCGCUGCCCGGCCCCGCGGCGUCGCUCCCGCCGAUGCUAUGCGAAAGCCAGAGGUGUCCGCAUCCUACCAGGAGAAAUUCCAACAAUUGCAAGUUGAGAGCAUGUUUGGAAAUUGAACCACUGUUUUAACUACACAGCUGAGUGAAGAUGUGGAGCGAGUAUCUGAAAAUCCAACAGAGGAGAGAGAAGGAGAUAUGGAAGUUCAUGAAGAUUCCAGCUCUGUUAUUUUACCAGAUGGUGAGCUGGGUACCACUGGCCCUUCUUUACGUUUCAGCAAGACCUGCCUAAAGAAUGUUUUUUCAGUAAUACUCCUGUUUAUUUAUCUGCUGCUCAUGGCUGUAGCUGUAUUCCUUGUCUACCAAACCAUCAGUGACUUCAGGGAGAAGCUCAAGCACCCAGUGAUGUCUGUCACUUACAAGGAAGUGUCCUUGUAUGAUGCACCUGGUAUUGCCUUUUACCCAGGCAAGGCUCGGCUGCUUAGCUGCAAACAUCAUUACUAUGAUCACAUUCCACCUCUGAUAAAUCCAGGUCAGCCGGGAGACAUUGAAUGCACCACUCAGAGGAUCAACUACACAGAUCCUUUUACUAAUCAAACUAUGAAGUAUGCUUUGGUUGUUCAAGGCCCUCGUGAUGUGAAGAAAAGGGAGCUGGUGUUUUUGCAGUUCCAUUUAAAUGAAACAGACCAAGAUUUCAGUGCCAUUGACUACCUGCUGUUUUCUUCCUUCCAAGAGUUUGUCAGCAGUCCAGAAAAAGCAAAAUUCAUGAAGGACUGUGAAAGCUCAUACUCCAGCUGGAAGUUUUCUGGAGGCUUCCGAACCUGGGUCAAGAUGUCUUUGGUCAAAACAAAAGAAGAAGAUGGUAGUGAGACUGUUGAAUUCAAACAAGAGACCAGUGUGGUUAACUACAUUGACCAGAGAACUAAACCAAGGAGUGACCAGCUGUUCUUUGUGGUGUUUGAAUGGAAAGACCCUUUCAUACAGACUGUUCAGGACAUUAUCACAGCAAAUCCCUGGAACAUGAUUGCUCUUCUUUGUGGUAUCUUUCUGGCCCUGUUUAAGGCAGCAGACUUUGCUAAGUUAAGUGUUAAGUGGAUGAUCAAAAUCCGAAGAAGGCAUCUGAAGAGGACUCGUCAAGUAACGAACCACAUAAGCUGAGACUAAGACUGCCUUUUAACUGUUCAUAGCAGGAGGGAUAGAAAAUAACUGGAAUAAACUGCAAUCAGCAGUUAAAGCUGAAAACCAGGUAUGCUUUCUUCCAGAGAGAUGCUGGCUGGAGGAACAGCCUAGUGAACCGGCCUUGGAACUGCAGAAGGUGCUAACUCUAGGACAGGUCUAACAAACUCACGCUUUUCUAGUCCCAAGUUUAACAAGUUUACCUCCGUGUAUGGGGGAACCGGGGGAAAGGAGGGAACUCAGUAAUGUUCAGAAAGUCAUCGCUGUAGUAAAUUGUGACAAAGUGGACAGUGUUUGAAUGUUUCUCCAACAGACCAUUUAGUUUCUGCAUCAGCUGUGAGCUGCUCCCGUAGCACAGUCACUGCCUUGAUGGUGGUUAGUGGAAGGUAAAGUGUUCUGAAAACACCCUGGCCUCUCUUCUCCAAAGUAAAUUUUAAAACAAAAUACACUGGAAUUCUAUUACUUGUCAUCUUUAAAUCAAAGUACAAUGACUUUAAUAUUAAAAAAUACUUCAAGUAAUCUAUUGUGUGCCUUCUUUGAAACUACCUGCUCUCAGGUUGGGAAGGAGCUCUACAGGAGGCAGGAGUGCUGUGGCAGGAGGAGAAGGUGAAAACCACAGAUCAGUCCAGCUCAAAGGAAACUCAAGCAACAGGACAACGUGAGGGGGCUGAGCUGGUGGCUGAUCUCAGUCUGUCUCAGGCUGUUUAUCCCUCUUUCUGGCAGUCUUUCCUAAGGAAGUGAAAAAUAAUAAUCUUUAAUCAGCAGGGCAUGGAACUGUGAUUCUCUGUUCUAUGGGGAAUGCCUGCUCACCAACUGUGCUGGGGUGCUGAUGUCUUUUUCUUCCUUAUAAGUCCCUCGUUAGUUGAGAUGCCUGACUUGGACGUGUGGAGUCUACAGGGAGCAGGGCACCACUGUGUGUUUGCUCUCAAGGCUUUAUUGCAAGGAUGCCAACUCAGUUUGCUUCUUCCUUCCUCUUCCAGCAAAGUACUCAGAGGAGUAAAUGUAUCAAAAGUACCCCCUCACCUUUCUUCCUUGUUUUUGGCAACUGAAGAAGCCUUUUGGGACAAAAUUUCCUACUUUCAGCUGGCUUCCAGAGCAAAUUAAGGCACUGCAUUGACCAGACAGACUUAAACAGGGAAGCAACAUCUCAUUGCAGUAAGAUAAACAAAAUAGCAGCACUGGCUGUUUGGGGGAAAGUGUUUAAUGAGGGGACAGAGAUGUUUGUAUGGGAGAAAGGUGGUGUCCAGUCCCCACCUUAUCUUCAGUAUCUCACAAUGAUGGCUCCUGUGCACUAGUGCACAGCAAGGGAAGGAGAUUAAACUGGACAAGACCAGCAAAGGCCUAACACUGCAUGGUUGAAGCAAAAAGAGCUACUCCAUCCCUGGGUGAUGGGGAACAGGACAGAAACCAGAAUCCCCCACACUUAACCCUUCCACAUAAAGAAAACCCCCAGACUUUACUACCCAACAGCCUUUGCUAUGACAACUGAGCUUUCUUGGUGCCUCGCUGCCAAAGGAACACCCAACUCUUCCUUGAACAAAUGAUAUUACUUGGAUUUUCCAAAAAAUAUAAUUUUCUAUUCUUAGAUUUUACAAAAAAACCCAAAAACUAACAACAACAACAAAAAAAAUAGAAACAAUUGGAACCAGUUCUGAUGGAUCCUACUGCAUUUUUUCUUCUUUUUUUGCUAAUGAGGUCAGAGAAGGUAAGUUGUAAGACAACAUAGCUUCAGCUGUGGGGUGAGUAGAAAGCAGAGUUAAAUAAAGGAUAAACUCCUUUUUGCAGUAUGUACUAUUUUUUCCCCUCAAUAAACUCCCAGAGCAGUCCACUUCAGUCACUACAUCUCAGCUGUCAAGAUGUUUUGUUUUAUAAGGAAAUGUUACAAGAGCAGUGAUCCCAGCCAAGAAACCUUUCUUUUACAUACCUAUUUAUAGGAGCGAUCCUGACAGCAAGUGUUGCACAAGUUGGAAGGCUAUCUUACAGCUCCUGUGUUGUUUUUUUUCUAUUACUUAAGCCUGAUGUCCCUAUUUGUAACUUUGGGAAAAAGUUAUAACAAUUACAAAUGGCAGUGAUUUAUUCCUUGAACCCCUGCAAGGUGUUUGGGUCCCUGAUAUUUGAGUAAAUUAUUUUCAUUUAGGCUCCAGGACAGCUGAACACAGUUUGUCACACAUUGGGAACUUUUAUUUUUCUAAAGGCAAAAAGGCACUAAAGCACUAAACCAAGGUGAGCUGUGCUUGUGUGAGUGUCCUUUCCCUUCAGGCAGUGCUAGUCCCAAACCCUCUGUGAAACAACUACUUAGACACAAAAGUGAAGCCACAAAUAAGUGUAAUACAGUUGACUCAAACACUGUAGCAGGGACUUCCCCCCUUUGGCCACUCAAUGAAAGGCCACAUUGGACAGUUAAAAAGUUGUUUGUAACAGCCAUUCUAAUGCUCCUGGUCUUCAGAAACACAAAGAUGUGAGGUACAGCACUAAAUACAAACAUAAAGACUUUAUUGAAUGCUGCUCAAUUCCCCAAAGAUCUUUCAUUACAAAAUUUUUCCACACAACUGCAAUUUAAGAGAUUGGAAUGGUACUCUGAUAAAAGAUGUGAAAAAAUACUUGAUCAAGUAAACAGACAAGACUUCUAUUGUCAACUUUCCACCUUUAAAAAACAGACUGCAUUUUCUUUAAAGAAAACAAGGAGUAAUUUCUUGACAUUCUUCCCUCCUUCCUGAAAAAAAAAAAAAAAA